CUGCAAUAUGGAAAGAUAUUAGUCAUAUUUUAACGGCUUUAGUGCCCAUAGGAAUAUUAAUUUCAGCGCUAAAACCAAAUGUACUACGGGUUGACUCAAAUUCGACUAAUAUGAGACCUACUAUAAUGCCCACAAUGAUGCCACUGCGAUACAGAUACAUUGAACAGUUCGUCAAUAGUUUCAAAAAUGAAAAUUUCGAAAAAGAUUUUACAAAAUCUUUCAAAAAUAAAUCUGCGUGCGAGUUGUAUGAGCUCUGUAUCUUGGCCACAAGCGAUUCCGAUACCAAAUUUGAUGACGGCCAAAAAAUAAUUUACAGACAAUUGCUCAGGGCUGUGAAAAGUACUCCUGUACAGACUUUAGAGAUGUUGGGUCUAAAAGAACUUUUCGAUACCAUCAAAAACAACAGUUGUAAUAAAUACCAGUGCAAUCAGUAUCAGAUAAAUAAGAGUUAAAAUAAAAGAUGGCAAG
This is a messenger RNA of Ctenocephalides felis (cat flea), 468 nucleotides long. RefSeq lists its product as uncharacterized. The record is from RefSeq and is a predicted model, not a curated record. The transcript has 3 exons. Lineage: Eukaryota; Metazoa; Arthropoda; Insecta; Siphonaptera; Pulicidae. The coding region runs from base 111 to 452 and encodes 113 amino acids.